AUGAAUUAUUUCCCAGAUGAUGAAGAAGAUGACUACGGAGGAGAGACAGGACAUCAACUUCGGAAUGCUUCAGGGAACAUCUCCGGAACAUACGCACCCAACAGCCCCACCACCCCACAGCCGACAACUUCAACUCCCCCUCCCAAUCCACCAAGCACACGCAGGUCCUGGGAUUCCUCCACCUGCCAAAUCCAAACCACACGAUGCCUGGAGGAAAGUAGCGUUAAGGCUUCCAAUUUCAAGAAAGCAAAUUCUCCUCAUUUAUUGAUUCUGAAACUCUUGCCAUUUUAUUCUGCACAGGGAUGGUUUGCUGGAAGAAACUUGGCAGCUUCUCAGGUCACAACUAAAUACCUUCUUUGGGUGGAUGAAGACUUUUUAUUCACAAAACAGACAAAAGUGGAAAAGUUGUUGGAAGUAUUAGAAAACACAAACUUGGAUGUGGUUGGUGGCUCAGUAAACGGUAAUCGUUUCCACUUUAGGCUGUGGUAUGAAUAUGGAAAUCCUGAUGGUGGAGAAUGCUUGUUCUCAAAGGCUGGGGGCUUUCAUCCCUUGAAUGGGUUUCCAAACUGUGUGAUAACCAGUGGUGUGGUCAAUUUCUUUCUGGCCAGGACAUCCAAGAUAUUGAAUGUUGGAUUUGACCCUCGAUUAGCCAGGGUAGCUCAUUCAGAGUUUUUCAUUGACGGACUCGGCAGACUGCUCGUGGGAUCAUGUAAUGAUGUCAUUGUUGGACAUCAGACGCGCCAGAGUCCAAAAAAUGACACACAGAAAGCAGUUGAACAAAAAUAUGCAAGGUUUCGACGGCCCUCUAGGCAUGACGCAGAUUUCAAACUUGCAUUGCAUUAUUUCAAAAACCAUUUAAAAUGUUACACCAAGAUUUAAUGGGUAAGAUUGUACAUUUCUAUUCCUGAUGAAGGGCUUUUGCCCAAAACAUCGAUUUUCCUGCUCCUCGGAUGUUGCCUGACCUGCUGUGCAUUUCCAGCACCACUCUAAUCUAGACCCAUAAUCUUGACGGACCAAUCCACGAGCUCUAUCUCAUCACUAUCUCCUUCAGCCUCUCCACUCCCUUGAUGUUAUUGGGCUGCUUCUUUAAUAGCCACACCCGGAUACAGUGAACAUUUCGGCAAUUCAACAUUUCUUCUUUUUCUUUCAUGGAAUGUGAGCAUCACUAGAAAGACCAGUAAAUGUUGACCAUCACUGCUGCCUUUGAAAAGGUGUUGACAAUCCACCCUCUUGCACUGCUGCAGUCCAUUUAGUAAACAUCAGGAAGACAGAGGGUACUUUCUUGCUUCCCAUCACAAAUAGAAAUGAUCGCUAUAAAUUCAGCCUCCUCCCCAGUAGUUUCAACCAAAGAGAUCUUGGUAUCCUAUUUUGGUAUCCUGAGCUUUGACCACAUAUGAUGUCAAUUAUCAAGACCUCCUACUUCCUCUCAACUAUUCCGUCAGCUCCCGAAACCCUCACCCAUACCCAGAACCUUUUUGAAGGUUGGACAU
Hemiscyllium ocellatum (epaulette shark) is the source of this 1490-nucleotide messenger RNA. RefSeq names its product beta-1,4 N-acetylgalactosaminyltransferase 2-like. Gene Ontology annotation, biological process: UDP-N-acetylgalactosamine metabolic process; UDP-N-acetylglucosamine metabolic process. The record is from RefSeq and is a predicted model, not a curated record. Lineage: Eukaryota; Metazoa; Chordata; Chondrichthyes; Orectolobiformes; Hemiscylliidae. The coding region runs from base 1 to 879 and encodes 292 amino acids. The transcript has 5 exons.